GGCAGAGCGGAGCCGCGCCGAGUCCCGGCACUGCGCGUCCCGACGGCCGCAGCUCCGCGGCGCCAUGUCGCGGCUCAGCCCGCAGGAGGAGAACCUGCAGGGUUCCUGGGUUGAACUUCACUUCAGCAGCAAUGGGAAUGGCAAUGGAAACAGCGUGGCAGCGACCAGCCAAGAGCAAGUACCAGCUUCUAUCUCCAUUCACAAUGGUGACAUGGAGAAAAUACUCCUUGAUGCUCAGCAUGAGUCUGGAAGAAGCAGCUCCAGAGAAAGCUCUCAUUGUGACAGCCCUCCUCGUUCCCAGACACCUCUGGACAGUCACAGAGCUCUGGAAAUAGAGAGCCAUAGCAGUGGAGAAAAAAAUAGCUUUCAGUCCGAAGAGGACUUCCUUGAAAGGAGGAGAGAGGUAGAAAGGCUCCUGAAGAAAAAUGCAGACUGGAUAUGGGAUUGGUCCAGCAGGCCGGAGAACAUCCCCCCAAAGGAAUUCCUUUUCAAACACCCCAGACGCACAGCUACGCUCAGCAUGAGGAACACCAGCGUCAUGAAGAAAGGGGGGAUAUUUUCAGCAGAAUUUUUGAAGGUUUUCCUCCCAUCUCUGCUCCUCUCUCAUUUGCUUGCCAUUGGACUCGGGAUUUACAUUGGGAGGCGCCUCACAACCACAGCUUCGAGCAGUUCUUUCUGAAGGCACCUGACAUGGUUUAAAGCAAAGCAAACAUUCAGCUGGGAAUACAGGAGGUGGCCUGCAGGAACACCUACGCUAGCAAUGACUGCGAGAUCAGCGUGCACUCAUUCUGUAAAUGCUGUGUUCCUAGUUCAGUAAGAAUGGAAAAAGACACUAAAGCUAAUGUCUCAUACGUAGUCUGCUGGAGCAAUGCACAAUGCAUCUGAAUCAUGCUCUAGCAUCUGCUGCUUGCUUUGUAGUGAAGUAUCUUUGAAAGCUCAAAUAAAGUGGUGUUUAAAAACAAAAGCUUAGCUUUAGUUGAGUAUCUCGCUGAGUCACAGUUGCAAUAUUAAAAUGCUGUUUCUUCAUACAUCAUAGACCUGGAUGUUCAUCACUGCUCUGCAAUAGUGACGAUGAGGGCUUAGCCCAAAACAACGUGUGGCCUUAUGUAUCAUAGACAGCAAGUCAGAGUAAGCUUUCACCUCACUUGAAGCUGUUUCUUUUUAGAUUUUGCUCAGCUCUUUCACUUUUGUGUGAGAUGUGAAACAGUCACCUGGAAGAAAUUGCUCUACUGGUGAAACUUGCAUUCAUUUUUACUACUUCAGUGUGUGACACACAACAGCCUGACAUAGAAUUUGCACCUUGGUGCCUGAUAGUUUCUUCUGCAAAGGCAUUCAUUUAACUCCCCAGCUAAUUGGAACUCCUUCUGCUGUAUCUCACAGGCUGUUGCUUCUCAGUCUUUUUACCUGUAAAAUAAAUUUGCAUCUUCUAUUUGCCUCAUCUGUGUAUAAACAAAGGUCUGCUUGUUUGUUUGUACUAACGGAAUGCCUUUUCAUUCAGUAAUUUUAUCUUAUUUAAUGAGAAAAAAAAUGGAUGUUUGCCAAAUCAUGUUUUGUAUAUUUCAAUAAAACAGUUCCUCACAGA
Molecule: messenger RNA, 1582 nt
Organism: Gallus gallus (chicken)
Lineage: Eukaryota; Metazoa; Chordata; Aves; Galliformes; Phasianidae
Gene: BNIP3
Product: BCL2 interacting protein 3
Exons: 6
Coding region: 65-679 (204 amino acids)
Biological process (GO): mitochondrial outer membrane permeabilization; positive regulation of apoptotic process
Cellular component (GO): mitochondrial envelope; nucleus; mitochondrial outer membrane
Source: RefSeq, a predicted model, not a curated record